Molecule: messenger RNA, 1551 nt
Organism: Lotus japonicus
Lineage: Eukaryota; Viridiplantae; Streptophyta; Magnoliopsida; Fabales; Fabaceae
Product: vegetative cell wall protein gp1-like
Exons: 1
Coding region: 88-1281 (397 amino acids)
Source: RefSeq, a predicted model, not a curated record
CCUCCCUACCUCACACACCAAACUGAAGCAACUAAGAGUAGCAUUCCAAGAGUCUCUUAGUAGAGCUUCCAACAGCUUAAUUUCUCAAUGGCUUCCAAGGCUGCUAUUCUCCUCACUCUCAACAUUCUCUUCUUCACAGUUGUAAGCUCCACCUAUGUCCCAUGCCCUCCACCCCCCACCAAGGGUCACAAAACCCCACCCUCCCCAACAACACCCUCCAAAACACCACCCUCCCCAACACCACCCCCCACUGAGCAACCUAGUUGCCCUAGGGACACCCUCAAGUUUGGUGUGUGUGCUGACGUGUUGAGUUUGAUCAAUGUGCAGCUUGGAACGCCAUCAAAGACCCCAUGCUGCUCCCUCCUUAAGGGUCUAGCUGAUAUAGAUGCUGCUGUGUGCCUUUGCACUGCUCUUAGAGCUAAUGUCCUUGGCAUCAACCUCAACAUCCCCAUCGACUUGAGCUUGAUCCUCAACUACUGUGGAAAGGAUGUCCCUAAGGGGUUUGUGUGCUCACCACCCUCCCCAACACCACCAUCCCCAACACCACCCUCCAAAUCACCACCCUCCCCAACACCACCCUCUCCAACACCACCCUCCAAAUCACCACCCUCCCCAACUCCACCCUCCCCAACUCCACCAUCCAAAUCACCACCCUCCCCAACACCACCCUCUCCAACACCACCAUCCCUAACUCCACCCUCCCCAACACCACCCUCCAAAUCACCACCCUCCCCAACUCCACCCUCCAAAUCACCACCCUCUCCAUCACCACCCUCCCCAACACCACCCUGCCCACCACCAUCCCCAACUCCACCCUCUCAAACACCACCCUCCAAAUCACCACCCUCCCCAACACCACCCUCCCCAACACCACCCUCCAAAUCACCACCCUCCCCAACACCCCCCUCCCCAACACCACCCUCCCCAACACCACCCGCCAAAUCACCACCCUCCCCAACACCACCCUCCAAAUCACCACCCUCCCCAACACCACCCUCCAAAACACCACCCCCCACUGAGAUACCUAGUUGCCCUAGGGACACCCUCAAGUUGGGUGUGUGUGCUGACGUGUUGAGUUUGAUCAAUGUGCAGCUUGGAACGCCAUCAAAGACCCCAUGCUGCGCCCUCCUUGAGGGUCUUGCUGAUCUUGAUGCUGCUGUGUGCCUUUGCACUGCUCUUAGAGCUAAUGUCCUUGGCAUCAACCUCAACAUCCCCAUCGACUUGAGUUUGAUCCUCAACUACUGUGGAAAAGGUGUCCCUAAGGGGUUCGUGUGCUCUUAAUUAAACAAACCCGUCGUAGCUUUCAUCAUGGUGUCUGCUUUUUUAUUAAUACUUCGCUUUGAUAACAUUAUCCUCCCAGCCCACGUCUCAUAUAUACCUUGCCAGUGAAAUGAACAUGUUGUUCAUAUUUGAUUAUUGUCAUUAUUAUUAUAUUUGUAGUGAUGGUUUGAACUUGAAGGCUGCUUGUUUUCCUUCUCAGCCUCACUAGUGUUUUGUAUUCAAUAAAAGUUCUAUAAAUGAAAGUCUCUGCUUUCAUCUUAAUUAAACAAA